Dicrocoelium dendriticum is the source of this 1422-nucleotide messenger RNA. NCBI's taxonomy places the organism in Eukaryota, Metazoa, Platyhelminthes, Trematoda, Plagiorchiida, Dicrocoeliidae. The record is from the annotation of a GenBank genome assembly.
AGAUGAACACAGCGAUCCUAUGCCUGAGAAUUUCUACGAUGAGAGCUCGACAAAGAAAGGAUCAUCACACCUGCAACGAACCUCGGCCACUCAUGGGAGGUUUGCUCCCAAAUCAUCACCAGCACACGUGCCAGGAAAUCUCACAAAUGACCAAUACGUUGGCUUCACGCCUAGGAAGGAGUCCCCACAAAACUUCCCAUACCAGCAAAGAAGAAACGCCGUACUACACCCCGGCGCCCAGCUCCCACCGCCCUCUCCAUCUCUAAGCAACCAAUGUAGUUCGGUGCCAGGCCGAUGGACACACAAGCCAACGGCAGGACACAGCUGGGCAACAUCACAGCUGUCUGUCGACACGAUGGCAUCCGGCGACCUACCUAUGGGGACUGAUAAUCAAGGUGGAUCCAGUGCCGAGAAAGGUUACCACCACCGCGGGACAAACAACGAAGAUCACCGAACACAACACUCGCUUUGUCAAAAAAGCCAGAGAAUACAGUCACAUGCUUAUGAUGAAUUAAAUCGUCACUCAACACGUGUCAGUCGCGGAGUAUCGUCAAACCCUUCCACUAUCAUGCUUAACAAUGCAACACCGUCUAUGGCCAAUUUGACCGUCACACCGACAUCGAACUCGGUGGACACAGGAACACAAGCCCACCCAGGAGCCCACUUUUCACAAUCCUCUGUCUACCCCCAUGACAUCCACAUUGAAGAUGUGAAACCAGAAAAUGUGAUAAAAGAAAGUGAACUUCGGCGUCAAUUGUCAGUGUUGCGAUUCGGGAUAUUUGAACAAAGACGAGCCCUGUUUUUCUGCCAGAAAGAGGCCGAGUUUUAUUAUAACAAACUGACCAAGAUAGAAGACUUCUGCUAUCAGCUAAAGGAAGCCGGGGACAAGUCGCGACAGAUUAUGAUGGAUAACAUAUUGAGCAUUUUAUACGAAUCCGAGGAUGGAUGUAUCUGCACGGCUGAUUUGGAACCUUGAAGAGAUUGGUCGCCCAUUGCUCUCAUUACGCCCCUCGAUUAUCCUGUGGCUUACGACGUUACGAGUUCAUUGGAUACCCUCUGGCCUCGCCACUCGGUCUGCAUAAUUUGUUUUUUUUCUAUUACAGUUUGCCUUCGUCCACAACGACGCAGGGAAGAACUGAAAUUCACCAUCCGGGAUGCUGUACAGUCAGUCGAUCGUCUGUUCUUCCCAGUAGGAGAACUGUCAUUCAGCUGUUAUUUGUGUUUGAUUACUCACGACAAUAUGUAUGGUCUAUCACAGACCAUAAGUAGAUUUUCUCGAAAGUACCUACCUUAUGGCUGACCUGCUGCCAUUGUUCUCCCUCGAAACACCACCGACCAGCAUUCGGGAUAGCAACGAAUGUAGCCCUGUUGUACAUGCAAACGAUGGGCAAUACAACCAAUACGGGUGAUUUUUGAAUCUAA